CUCGCAAUGAGGGCAGCCGGAUCUAUCAUGCUCGAUGCUCCUGGCUCGCAUCUCGUGUGUCACUCACUUGAUGUCGUCCUGAUGCAUCGACUAGUGCUGCAAGAAGCAAGAAGCGAGCCGCGAGUAGUGGUCGAUGAUGAGUAGAGAUAUCCACAUUUAAUUCCCGUAGUAACCGCAGCACAAUCAAACCAUCAUGGCUGGCGAGUUCCUACGCCAGCAUGGCAUCGACAUCGAUUCUGAAAUGGCCAAGAUUCAGUUCGGCAGCACCGGAAAGAAGACAAGCGAGCAAGCCACUCGCAUCGACGUCCUGAGCAAUGUCUCUCUGCCGGGCACAGAAAGAGAUACUCGAUGGGAUGUCCACCUCUCAGAUGGGUGCAUUCGCGAUGUCGUGGCCCACCAAGAUGAUGCUCCGCCGGCGAACUCUGUUGACGGCAAAGGUGCACUGCUUGCUCCUUCCCUCUGCCACCCACACAUACACAUCGACAAGGCAUACCUUUUAUCCCAUCCCAAGUAUGCAGAUCUCCAAGUCGAGAAAGGAGACUUUCAAGAAGCUAUGGACCUUACUGGCAAAGCAAAGGCUCAAUUCGAGAACGAGGAUCUUCUGGAGCGAGGCCAACGGCUUGUGGACGAGAGUGUAGCUGCUGGUGUCACGCACAUGCGAGCAUUCGUCGAAGUAGACGCUGGUGUACAGCUCAAAUGCUUGGAAGCCGGCAUUCAGCUGCAGAAGCGUGCCGCCGACGAUGCCGUCUGUAAUAUACAGAUAUGUGCAUUUGCGCAGCUGCCUCUGUUCUCUCCAUCGGCAGGUGAUGAACAAGGGGGCGUGAUUCGCGAUCUGAUGCGACAAGCGGUCGCAAGGCCUGGCGUCACUGUGAUCGGGAGCACACCUUAUGUCGAGAAUGACAGAGAGAAGAUGCAGCGGAGCGUGGAGUGGAUGGUAGACUUGAGUAUUGAGCAUAACGCCCAUCUUGACUUCCAUCUUGAUUACAAUCUGGACCAGGAUGUCGAGCCUCUUGUCUGGUUUGUGGUGCAGACUUUGAAGGAGAAAGGCUGGAAAGACCGGACGAGCAACGUCACCAUAGUGCUUGGGCAUUGCACUCGCCUGACCCUCUUCAGUGAGGCUCAGUGGAAGGAGCUUGCGCAGACAAUCAAAGAUGCACAACUUCCAAUCUCCUUUGUAGGGCUGCCAACCAGCGACCUGUUCAUGAUGCGCACUGGCAAGCAACCGGAAAUCCGCGGUACGCUCGAUGUCCCUCGACUGAUCAAAGAAUAUGAUCUCAAUGCUUGCAUCGGUGUCAAUAAUAUUGGCAACGCUUUCACGCCUCAGGGGACCUGUGACCCACUGAGUUUGGCUUGUCAAGGCGUUGGGAUCUAUCAAGCAGGUACAAAGCGAGACACUGAGGUCCUGUACGAGUGUUUCAGUACAAGAGCUCGAGCGGCGAUAGGCUUGGGUAGGCGUGGUGUCGGAGACACCAGUCUGGCUUUUCAGCCAGGAGACCCAGCAGAUCUUCUGCUAUUCCAAGCGGCAGACCCCAGCUGGCGCACAAGAAUUAGUGUGAGUGAAGCAGUCUAUCUAUACGAUCACGGCCAAGGCAGGAUGACAAUCCUCAAUGGGCGCAUAUCCAGGUCUCCGCAGUGA
Cercospora beticola is the source of this 1636-nucleotide messenger RNA. RefSeq lists its product as uncharacterized. Lineage: Eukaryota; Fungi; Ascomycota; Dothideomycetes; Mycosphaerellales; Mycosphaerellaceae. Gene Ontology annotation, molecular function: hydrolase activity, acting on carbon-nitrogen (but not peptide) bonds, in cyclic amidines. The record is from RefSeq and is a predicted model, not a curated record.